This is a messenger RNA of Aspergillus wentii DTO 134E9, 1740 nucleotides long. Its product is annotated as GMC family oxidoreductase. The record is from RefSeq and is a predicted model, not a curated record. The transcript is spliced from 4 exons. The coding region runs from base 1 to 1740 and encodes 579 amino acids. NCBI's taxonomy places the organism in Eukaryota, Fungi, Ascomycota, Eurotiomycetes, Eurotiales, Aspergillaceae. Gene Ontology annotation, molecular function: flavin adenine dinucleotide binding; oxidoreductase activity, acting on CH-OH group of donors.
AUGAUCGUCCCGAUAAUCCUCCUCCUUAUAGCAGCCACUGCAGCAAUCGAAUACGACUACAUCAUAGUCGGCGGUGGCACAAGUGGCCUCGUCGUCGCUAACCGUCUAUCUGAAAACCCCGACAUUUCUGUGCUCAUCAUCGAAGCUGGACCAUCCGUCCUGCACAAUAUCAAUGUGACUGACGUGGACCGCUAUUCAUACGCCUUUGACACAGAGAUAGAGUGGGCGUAUGAAACUAUACCGCAGGAGUUUGGGGGACGAUCGCAGAUUCUUCGGGCUGCGAGGGCACUUGGGGGGACGAGUACUAUCAACGGACUUGCAUACGUCCGCUCAGAAGACGUCCAAAUAGACGCCUGGCAAGAAAUCGGGAAUGAAGGCUGGACCUGGGCGAAUCUCCUCCCCUACUACCUGAAAAGCGAAAACUUCACUGUCCCAGAUAGCAAGCAGAUCGAAGCCGGUGCUACAUACACACCCAACUAUCACAACUCCAACGGGCCUGUGCAGGUUUCAUUCAAACACAUGGAAAAGAAAGCGAACGAUCUCACCUCCGUUUUGAACCGUACAUUUGACUCUCUUGGACUGCCGUGGAAUCAGGAUUUGAAUGAAGGCCAUCUGCGAGGGUUUACAUUUCAUCCGUAUACCAUUGACGCGGAUGAGUAUGUGCGACAUGAUGCUGCGAGGGCUUAUUAUUGGCCGUAUGCAGCUCGGGAUAAUCUGCAUGUCAAGUUGAAUACAUUCGUUAAUCGGAUUGUAUGGAGAGGAGAGAGGGAUGGUGAUGAUAUCAGUGCAGCUGGCGUGGAAGUGGCAGGCGAUGAUGGCGUUUCUCGUUUCAACGCAAAGAGAGAUGUUAUUCUUGCUGCUGGCUCUCUUCGGUCUCCUGCUAUUCUCGAGCUUUCUGGUGUUGGGAAUCCAAGCAUCCUCGAACAAUACGACAUCCCCGUCCGCAUCAAUCUCCCCACCGUCGGCGAAAACCUCCAAGAACAACUGAACACCUCCAUGAUCGCCACGACAAACACACCCAUGACCGGUUCCAGAACAGUUGCAUUCGCCUCUGUAUCUGACAUAUUCGGUGACUCCGCUUCCGACAUUGCAGCACUCACCCGCGCACACCUCCCCAAAUACGCCAACAUAACCGCAACGGCCAGCAGCGGCACCAUGAAAGCCGACCAUCUGCAACAGUUAUUCGAAACUCAGCACGAUCUUAUAUUCAAAGAUAACAUCCCCAUCGCCGAGUACAUCUUCACAGCUGGCGAAAAAGACUUUCAAGCUGGAUAUUGGGGUCUGUUACCCUUUGCACGUGGAAAUGUGCACAUCACCUCAGCGGAUCCGGCAGUUAAACCAGCGAUUAACCCGAACUAUGGGAUGAUUGAUUGGGACGUGGAGAUUCAGAUCGCCAUGUCGAGAUAUAUUCGGUCAAUGUAUCGGACUAAACCGCUGAGUCAGUUUAUUCGGAAUGAAACGCUUCCUGGGUUGGGUGUCGUUCCUGAGGAUGCGAGUGAUGGGGUUUGGACGGAUUGGGUGAAGGAGCAGUAUACACCAAACUACCACCCUAUUGGAACUGCCGCUAUGCUGCCGCGGUCUAUGGGAGGUGUAGUCGACAACAAGUUGAAGGUCUACGGCACGACCAAUCUGCGGGUUGUGGAUGCUUCUAUUCAUCCCCUUCAGCUGUGUGGUCAUCCAAUGAGUAACCUAUACGCCAUCGCAGAGCGACUGUCGGACUUGAUGAAGGAAGAGAUGUAG